Molecule: messenger RNA, 3449 nt
Organism: Chelmon rostratus (copperband butterflyfish)
Lineage: Eukaryota; Metazoa; Chordata; Actinopteri; Chaetodontiformes; Chaetodontidae
Gene: esr2a
Product: estrogen receptor 2a
Exons: 8
Coding region: 113-1825 (570 amino acids)
Biological process (GO): estrogen receptor signaling pathway; cellular response to estradiol stimulus; regulation of DNA-templated transcription
Cellular component (GO): nucleus
Molecular function (GO): sequence-specific DNA binding; nuclear receptor activity; steroid binding
Source: RefSeq, a predicted model, not a curated record
GAUAGUGACAUUACCGGAGUGAACCCCGGACAAAAAAUGACUCUGUUCUAGCUCCGUAUUCCUUGUCGAUGAUGUGGUAAAUCUAGUGAUACUGAGCGCGUCCGUAGUUGCGAUGGCCGUUGCCUCCUCCCCAGAGAAGGAUCAGCCCCUCCUCCAGCUCCAGAAGGUGGACUCCAGCCGGGUUGGCAGUCGCGUCCUCUCCCCGAUCCUCAGCUCCUCCCUGGAAACGAGCCAGCCAAUCUGCAUCCCCUCCCCCUACACCGACCUCGGCCACGAUCUCACCGCCAUACCUUUCUACAGUCCGACCAUCUUCAGUUAUACCAGUCCGGGCGUUUCGGACUGCUCCUCCGUCCAUCAGUCACUGAGCCCGUCCUUAUUCUGGCCCAGCCAUGGCCACAUGGGGACCUCCAUACCCGUGCACCAAACUCAGGCUCGGCCUCAGCACGGACAGCCAAUCCAGAGCUCGUGGCUGGAGCUGUCGCCGCUGGACAAUGUGUUCACAAGCAGAAAUGAUGACUCACGCUUCUUUGUUAGUAAGAGUGCGAGGAGGCGUUCUCAGGAGAACGAGGAGGGCGUGGUGUCGUCCGGCGGGAAGGCGGACCUCCACUUCUGUGCCGUGUGCCACGACUACGCCUCGGGCUACCACUACGGCGUCUGGUCGUGUGAGGGGUGCAAGGCCUUCUUCAAGAGGAGCAUCCAAAGACACAAUGACUACAUCUGCCCGGCAACCAAUCAGUGCACUAUAGAUAAGAACCGGCGUAAGAGCUGCCAGGCCUGUCGCCUUCACAAAUGCUACGAAGUCGGCAUGACUAAGUGUGGUAUGCGAAAGGAACGUGGAAGCUACAAGAACCCCCAGACGAGGCGAGUGACCCGUCUGUCGUCACAGGGCAGAGCUAACGGGCCAAGCGUGUUGACUGGACCAGCGGCGGGUUCGUUAAGUGCGCCGCGCCCUCCUGCGCUGACCCCAGAGCAGCUGAUUGAGCGAAUAAUGGAGGCAGAGCCGCCAGAGAUCUACCUGAUGACGGACAUGAGGAGGCCGCUGACGGAAGAAAACGUCAUGAUGUCGCUCACCAACCUGGCUGACAAGGAGCUGGUUCACAUGAUCAGCUGGGCCAAGAAGAUCCCAGGGUUUGUAGAGCUCAGUCUCCUGGACCAGGUGCACCUGUUGGAGUGCUGCUGGCUGGAGGUGCUGAUGAUCGGCCUGAUGUGGAGGUCAGUGGACCAUCCGGGGAAACUUAUCUUCUCCCCCGACCUCAGCCUGAGCAGAGAAGAGGGGAGCUGCGUCCAGGGCUUCGCGGAGAUCUUCGACAUGCUGAUCGCGGCCACGUCCAGAGUCAGAGAGCUCAAGCUGCAGAGGGAGGAGUACGUCUGCCUCAAGGCCAUGAUCCUCCUGAACUCCAACAUGUGCCUCAGCUCCUCGGAGGGCAGCGAGGAGCUGCAGAGUCGCUCCAAGCUGCUGCGUCUUCUGGACGCUGUGACGGACGCCCUGGUGUGGGCCAUCGCCAAAACCGGCCUCACCUUCCGCCAGCAGUACACCCGCCUCGCCCACCUGCUCAUGCUGCUCUCGCACAUCCGCCACGUCAGCAACAAAGGCAUGGAUCAUCUCCACUGCAUGAAAAUGAAGAACAUGGUGCCUCUCUAUGACCUGUUGCUGGAGAUGUUGGAUGCCCACAUCAUGCACAGCUCCCGUCUGCCUCGGCGGCCCCCCCAGCAGGAGUCCGAGGACCAGGCGGAGGCUCCCGCUCGGCCGCACAGCUCCGGCAGCGGCCCCUCAAACUCCUGGACUCCCAGCAGCAGCACCGGAGGUGGAGGUGAACUGCAGUAGUGGGACCAGAAUUCAGAUCGCGAUUAAUUUUCUAAGCUUUGCACAAAACUAGCCCACGAGUUUUACUGGAAGAUUCUGCUGAAUUCUGUGAACUCCCACUGCUGAAGCUUAACCUUUCACACACUGUUCAAAUCUUCAACGUUGAACCUUAAGACGUUAUUCUGCAGACACGGCAAACUUAAACCAUUCAUUGAUUCACCACCACUUAUUGUAAAGCCAGAGAGGAACAGGAACAUCAGAAUUUGGCCAGCACCACCAGCACUUGCUUAAAUGUUCAUAUAAUGUGUUGAUUUCGUAUCAGAUAUUAGAACCACUUCAUGUGUUAAGGCAGGACUGUACUUCACUCAUCACAGUAAUCAAUCAGGGCAUCAGCAGACCUGACAUGUUACCACAGAUAAUACAGCUUGAGCUGGACAGUCAUCUCAGCUAAAUAUAAAUCAUUUUGUCCAUGCAGUCACACAUUUCCCAUUGAAUUGUGUGUGUAAAUAAUGACUGAAGGGAACCAGGCUAGCGAAAAAGUACAAAAAUACUAAUGUAUUGUUCAGUACAGUAGUAGAAUAUAGACAGAAAUGUUUUCAGUGGGGCCAUUGUUUUUUUUGUUUUUGUUUUUUUUUUUUUACUGUCAAAGCAGGAAGUUGAUCAGUUUUGUCAUGUUUAUCGGUCAGAAACAAGCCCAGCAUUGAACGGUAUCUGAAGUCUGCUCUGACGGCUGAUUUGUCAUUUCUGUUGCGUCACAGCAGACCUCCAGUUGACCACUAGAGGGCGUAUUACACCACACACUCUCACAACUGAAGGCCUUCCUGGCUUUAUUGUCCAGGACACCUCACCUGUUUCCUGUUAAGAAUCAGUAUUGCUCUGAACACAAACUUGCACUUUUACUUGUCAAGUUUUGCUUGAAGAAAAGGGAAAUUAUUUUUGUAUCUUUAAACUCUUCACAGUAGCCGUCGUGUGCACAGCCGCGAUGCAGCUUCGACGAUCAGCAUCACUGCAACAAGAGCGCGUAUUGUAGAAAUACUGCACACUUUGAAAACAUCCCCCGUGAACUGAUGAAACAUGGCAAACUGUCACUGUGUACAUGUCCUUCUGUAUGUUCUCAGAAAGCUCGUCACAAUGCACGUGGUUCAGUUCUAGUGAUCACUUUCAACAGUGAUGUGUAACCACGUGACCUGCUGGUCGUUCCGUCAGUUAUCGAACGUUAUCUGCGUCCGUCAGUUUGCAGGUGAUCAUUUGUUUUGGUUGUAUUUUUAUACAUUUGCCCAUUCUCUCUGGUUCACACCAUGAAAUAAAACCAAAAUAUCGUACAGACAAUUCAGUGACCUCCUUCAGUUGUUAAUUAAAUUCCAGAUUGAUGAAAAAAGAACUCAGCAGUCGUGCGUUUUUAUACUUAAAUUAUUUUAUCGUAAGAAAAACACGAGUGAAAUAUGAACAGCAGUACGAGAUUUGAAUAAGAGUCCCGGUUAACAGUGUCCCUCAAAUGCAACAUACACUGUAACAGGAGUGCUUUCUCAUUGUUUGUCUCGCGUUUUUUAGGUCACGAAUGAACUUGAAAGCUCGCACCUCCGAGAAGAUUUUCAGUUACCUUCAUUUUUUUAGUACAUUAGUAACAGACUGGGUGUGGAGCUGA